Molecule: messenger RNA, 1968 nt
Organism: Linum trigynum
Lineage: Eukaryota; Viridiplantae; Streptophyta; Magnoliopsida; Malpighiales; Linaceae
Source: the annotation of a GenBank genome assembly
AUGCCUAGCAAAGGGAUGAGGAGCAUCUGCUUCAGCCCCAGAACGCCGUCGUUCGCCCUAGCGCCCACCACCGCCAGCACCGCCAGCUCCCCGGCUCGCUCCUCCCCCGCCAGAAGCACGAUUUCCAACCCCAAUUCCACCCCGGGCCGCCGCAGCAGCUUCUCCGACUACCGCACCCAACAGAUCAUCGAAACCGCCUCCGCAAUCGUCACCAAAUGGGACCCCGAAACCUCCCCCUACGCAAAAGUCACCUCCCUCUUCUACGAGAGCAAGCCCGAAGCCCUCCAGUUCCUGAAAUGCCUCACCGACCUCCAGACCGCAAUGCGCCUCCUCUCCGCCCAGGAUUCAAAAGAUCCCCGCCUCGUCCGCGCCCAGCACCUGAUGCAGAUCGGGAUGAAGCGCCUCCAGAAGGAAUUCUACCAGAUCCUCUCCACGAACCGCGCCUAUUUGGAUCCCGAAUCCAUCUCCACCCGCUCCUCCGCCAGAUCCAGCCUCUCCGACUUCGACGGCGUCGACGACGACGAUAACGCCGCCGGAGCCGACGCAAUCGCCGAGGUGGAGCAGGUCUCCUCGCUCGCGAUGGACGAUUUGAGAUCCAUCGCCGAGUGCAUGAUCUCCGCGGGCUACGCCAAGGAGUGCGUCGGGAUUUACAGAGUGAUUCGAAAAUCGAUCGUCGACGAAGGGAUCUACCGGCUCGGAGUGGAGCGGGUGGGGUCGCUGAGCAGGAUGAGCUGGGAAUCGGUCGAGUUGCGGGUCAAGGCCUGGCUGGAGGCGGUGAAGGUCGCGGUACGGACGCUGUUCAACGGGGAGCGGAUCCUGUGCGACCACGUCUUCGCUGCGUUCGAUUCCGUCAGGGAGUCCUGCUUCGCGGAGAUCUCGAGAGACGGUGCUGCCCUCCUCUUCGGGUUCCCCGAGCUUCUUCUCGCGAAAAUCAAGAAAAAGGACGGUACGGCGCCGGAUCGGAUCUUCCGGAUUCUGGACAUGUACGCGGCCAUAUCCGAGAACUGGACCGAGAUCGAGUCGAUUUUUGAAUCCGAUUCAACCUCAGCCGUCCGAUCCCAAGCGCUCAACUCGCUCGCCCGACUCGGCGAGUCGGCGAGAUCAAUGCUGGCCGAGUUCGAAUCGACGAUCCAUAAGGACAAGCACCAUUCCUCCAGAUCGCCGGUUCCGAUCGACGGCGGGAUCCACCCGCUGACGAAUUACGUCGCCGACUACCUCGCCCUCCUGGCCGACGACUACAACUCCGUCCUCGCCGACAUUCUGCAGGACUGGCCUUCCCCGCCGCAGGCGGCGAAAUCGUCCUCGCCGGAGCACUCCUUCUUCGACAGUCCGCGAUCCGACGAUGAAUCUCAGGAGCCGGCGCUGUCCGUCCGGUUCUCGUGGCUGCUCCUCGUCCUCCUCAGCAAGCUCGACGGGAAGGCGAAAAGCUACAAGGACGCGUCGCUGUCGUAUCUCUUCCUCGCGAACAACCUAAGCUACGUCGUUUCGAGGGCGCGGGGCUCGAACCUCGGGUUCGUGAUCGGGGUGGAGGAGUGGGUCGGGAAGCACGAGGCUAAAGUGGGCCAGUUCGCAGCCAAUUACGAGCGGCUGGCGUGGGGCCCGGUUCUCGCGGCGCUUCCGGAGGAUCCGGCCGCGGCCGUUUCGGCUGAGGAGGCGAGGGAGGUGUUCAAGAGGUUCGGGUCGAGGUUCGAGGAGGCGUACAGGAAGCAGAGCUGCUGCAUCGUAGAGGAUCCGAAGCUCCGGGACGAGAUAAAGAAGUCGAUCGCGAGGAAGCUGGUGCCGAGAUAUCGCGGCUUCUACGAGAAGAACAGGGCGACGGUGGGCGCUCGGAGGAACGUGGGGAUAUUUGUCAAGUACACGCCGCAGGAUGUGGCCAGGUACCUGUCGGAGCUGUUUCUCGAGGUGAUUGUUGAGGAAGGGAGCUCGCCGUCCACGUCGUCGACUUCGUCGUCAUCUCACCGCCGGUAG